AUGACUAAAAACGCUGAAAAAGCAAUAAAAAAGACGACAAACAAAAUAGCCAAAGGUGCAGACAGCUAUGGAACAAAGCGUCUGGAUGACAACAAGCAUUGCAAGAUGGAAAACCCGCUGGAUGUCGAGUACGUCAAUGAGGUCCAUGUAUCCGACUUUAUGAAGGCCUUAGCGUAUGAUCCUGUGAAAGGGGUGGAUACAUCAAACGCAGAACACAUCUCAGCAUGGACAGACGCCCUGCCAGUGAGAAGCACUUCUAGCAGCAGCAGCAGCACUAAAGAUCAAAAGAAACCAUCCAAAAGAAAGCUGAGGGAGCAGGAAGCCGCAAAACCAAAGGGCAUAUCCCACUCAUUACUACAAUACCCCUUGAUAAUUAUCAUUGGUGUCAUCAUGUUUGUUGAAUUGGUCGCUUACAUCUCGCUACGUCAAAUUGUUCGCAUUUGGGAAAACGUAUUUAGUUGGAGAGGCAAAAAAAGGAUACUUCGCAACAAGCUGCGUGCGUCCAAGACAUAUAAAGAGUGGUGCGAAUCGGCAGACGCACUAGACAACUACAUGCACAAAGACGAGUGGAAAAAGACGAUCCCCUUUGCCUACUACGAUUAUCGCCUGCUACAAAAAGUCGUCAAACACCUUAAAAUUUAUCGUCAAGGCGAUACAGUCGAAGAUGCAACAAAGCUGAUGGACGUUUUAUAUGUCUGUCUGAAACAAAACUUUGCUGGCAUCGAGAAUGCCAGACUCUACAGUAACACAUACCUGGGCACAAAAGCGCUUAUUGAGGAAUACGUGGAGGAAGUGACUCGAUCCAUCGAAGCACUUGCAUCCAACAAGCACAUCUCCAGCGAUGAAAAGAAGCUCGCAUUCAAGUUGUACUCUAAAAAUUACGGACGCACAGCAUUUUGUUUGUCAGGUGGUGCUGGCUUUGGUUACUAUCAUCUAGGGGUGAUUCGAGCCUUGCUGGACCGUGGAUUGCUCCCUUCUAUUAUUACAGGCACAUCCGCAGGAUCUUUGAUGGGCGCUAUUGUCUGCACUCGUACGGAUGAAGAAUUGGAUCAAAUCCUGAAUCCUGAACUCUCUAGCAGAAUUCGCAUUUGUCAGGAUAGUUGGCCUACCAAAUUCUACCGUUUUGUCACACAAGGAUCUUUGUUUGAUGCAGAGCAAUGGUGUCGUGAGGCCAUGUGGUUCUGCAAAGGCUCUCUCACAUUCAAGGAAGCUUACGAAAGAACAGGCCGUAUCUUUAACGUAUCGGUCAUUCCCUACGAUCCUCAUUCACCACCCAAGCUUUUGAACUAUCUCACAGCACCCGAUUGUGUUGUUUGGAGCGCUGUGUUGGCUUCUGCUGCUAUUCCAGGUAUUUUGAAUCCAGUGGUUCUGAUGCAAAAGAAGCGAAACUCGACUCAUUUGAUACCGUACAAUUAUGGUCACAAGUUCAAGGAUGGCAGUUUGUCCACUGAUAUCCCGACACUUGCCCUGAACACGCAAUUCAAUGUCAACUACACUAUUGUCAGCCAAGUGAAUCCACACGUCCAUGUCUUUUUCUAUGCAAACCAAGGCAGCCCUGGUAGACCAGUGACUCAUUUGGAAGGCCGUGGAUGGCGUGGUGGGUUCUUGGCUUCCACCAUUGAGCAAAUGUUGAAACUGGAUCUGGCAAAGUGGCUGAAGGUUUUGCGAUCCUUGAAACUCUUACCCAAAGUGCAUGAUCAAGAUUGGAGUUCCGUUUGGUUACAAAAGUUUGAUGGCAAUGUCACUAUCCUGCCCAAAUCAAACCUCUCAGAUUGGCUUUACACAAUUGCAGACCCUGAUACUGAGAGACUCAAGAAACUGAUGAGCAUUGGUCAAAUUCGUACCUGGCCCAAAAUCUCUAUGAUAUCCAACAGAAUGCGCAUUGAAGCUUCCAUUGAGAAAGUGCGUCGGCUACUGCGUGCCAACGCCAGCAAUAAGAACAACCGUGCUGGCCGUUUCAAUAGCUAUUCCGAUGUUGAAACUGAGAAAUUAUCUCAGAGCAUGGAGGCACAUGAUGCUAUGAAUCAUGCAAACAAUAGUGAUGCCGGUAGUGGCGAUGAGUUGGUCUUCCUCAGCCGUCGUCGCGUCAGCAUGCCUGAUGGAUCUUUCCAGCAUUUGCAAGACAAAGACUUCUUCAAGGAGCAAAAUAGACGACGCAAGUUCAUGGCCCAGUUCUUGGAUUCGCCCAAGGAAGGAAACAAUAGCACUCAAUCGUCUGUUUUGUUUGAUUCUCAUUCGGACGAUUCUGAUUCUCAUUCACUUUUCCCAAGCUCUCCUGAAGACUAUUCACAGCAUCACUAA
Mucor velutinosus is the source of this 2301-nucleotide messenger RNA. RefSeq lists its product as uncharacterized. The record is from RefSeq and is a predicted model, not a curated record. Gene Ontology annotation, biological process: lipid metabolic process. Bases 1 to 2301 code for a protein of 766 amino acids. Gene Ontology annotation, molecular function: triacylglycerol lipase activity. The transcript is spliced from 5 exons. Lineage: Eukaryota; Fungi; Mucoromycota; Mucoromycetes; Mucorales; Mucoraceae.